Molecule: messenger RNA, 392 nt
Organism: Funneliformis caledonium
Lineage: Eukaryota; Fungi; Glomeromycota; Glomeromycetes; Glomerales; Glomeraceae
Source: the annotation of a GenBank genome assembly
AUGGUAAAUGGUUUGGACAAAUAGCCAUCUCUCAAAUUCAGUUACAACAUGUCUUGUUCAAUGAUGCACCAUUAUAUAUUGGGGACGAUCUCGAAUCUGAUGGAUUUACUGGAAAAAUUAGACAACAAGUAAGGAUGGAAUUUUUGGGUAAAGAUUUAACGAGCAUAAAUGAUGAUUGUCCAACAGAUUUUGAUUAUCCAACGGAUUUUGAAUGUGUGUGUCCAGAAAUUAAAAGAAUUUUAGUCGGAACAAACAUCGGAUCAUUUUUAUCCGGCAUGUUAUUUUUAGCAGGAGGUUUUUAUCUACAUAAAAGGUUAUUGCGCUUGCGAAACCGGAAAUUAUUUGAUGAUCAUGGACCAAAUAAUCAAGUAGUCUUUAAGUUCAGUUAUUAA